Messenger RNA from Fraxinus pennsylvanica, 1161 nucleotides. Lineage: Eukaryota; Viridiplantae; Streptophyta; Magnoliopsida; Lamiales; Oleaceae. The record is from the annotation of a GenBank genome assembly.
AUGAAGUCUACUGUUAAGAUUGGGCAGUCAAGUUCAUCGCUUCCCAAACCACGCAAGGCAAUCAAUAGGGCCAUCCCAACUUCGACGGCAGCAGCAAAGAGCUCUUCUUCGAGUAGUGGUGUCAAAACUGAAAAUGAAGGCACAAAUCUCAGUCCUGUUGCCACUGAAGGGGCUCGGGCAUCAAAGGUACCUGUCUUAAGUGGUACAAGAAAGGUAUUGUCAAAGCCUGCAUUGUCUUCCAAGUCCUCUUCUUCGGGUUCUUCAACUACAAGCAACAUGCAGUCUACAAGAUCCACUUCGAGCAACAGUACUGUGUUAUCUGAAACCACUGCUAAAUCUUCAUUAAUGACAGCAAGAAGAAAUCCCAUCAAAAGCAGCACUCAUAAUUCAGCUUCUUCUGGUUCCAUACCCAAAACCCUGUCAAAAGCUAAACUGAAGAAUAAUCCUUCAUCAUCUACCCUGUCAGCUUAUCUGGUGUCAACUAUGACCUCAAAUGUGUCACCCACUAGUUCUAUUGGUGAACUGUCUUCUGCAUCAUCAUCAUCAUCUUCUUCUUCUACGAUCAACCAAAGGUCCAACAACUCAAGGAACAGUCUUGAUACCAGUUCUUGCCGAUCUGUUGAUGGUGAUAUAGUUUCUUUGGAUUUGAAGAAUCAGAAUAUUGAUCGAAUUGCUGAUGGACAUAAAAGUCGGGAAACAGCUUCACCUGGAAUUACAAGAAAAUCCUCAACACAAGCUGGUACACUUUCUAGUCGGCCUCCUCUUAAGGUGUCUGGAUUACGAAUGCCAUCCCCAAAGAUAGGGUUCUUCGAUGGGGUGAAGUCGGUUCACACUCCUACUGGAACUAUGCAGUCUCAAUCUGAAAUUCCUACUACGCUACCUGAGAAAGGAGGUGCUAUGUGCAGUUCAAACAGGAACUCCAACAUAAAACCAAAGCUUAGAAAGCUUCCAACUGCUAGAAAGAUAUCUGCUUUGGCUCAGAAAACCACUCCUCCUACAUCCUGCUGCUGGACGUCCUGUGAUGGAUCUAUAGAUGAUAACUCUACUGCUGGGGGCUUCUCAGCUGCAACUGUAGAUCUAUUGGCUGUGAAGACUGCUGCAGAUGGUGUUCCGGCUCCAGAUCUGCUCAACCAACUAGGAAGAUUAUAUGUUGUUCAAUAG